AUGGCAAACAAUAAAACAGAUAUUUUAUAUCUCUUUGAUCGACCUUGUGAGCCAGCCUAUGUACCUAAGGGAGAGAAGAAAGUUGCCUUCAAUAUACCAUCUGAUUAUUUGGCUGAUAGGUACCGCCCCGUAGCAACCCAAGUAUUCAACCGUUUUGCUGAUGAUACGAAUUCAAAGAUUUCAGUAAAACAAAUUACGCUUCCGGAUAUUAGUAUUCCUAUGCAAUUGGAUCGACGUGAGCCAUUUUCGUUAUUUCUUCCAGCACAUCGAAAACUAGCUGCGCGGCUUACCAACAUUUUCAUGGGCAUGCGGACGUACGAGGAUUUCUUAUCAGUAGCUGUGUAUUGCCGCGAUCGUGUAAAUUCCCAAAUGUUUAUUUAUGCUCUUUCAGUAGCUAUAUUACAUCGUCCCGAUACAAAAGAUUUGCCGAUACCACCUUUGACUGAAGUAUUUCCAGACAAAUAUGUUGAUGGUGCAAUUUUUAAUAGAGCUCGGGAGGAAGCCAAUCUUGUACCUUCAGGAUCAAGGAUUCCAAUCGAUAUUCCUAGAGAUUACACUGCCUCAGAUCUUGACGAAGAACAUCGUAUUGCUUACUGGAGAGAAGAUAUUGGGAUUAAUCUUCAUCAUUGGCAUUGGCAUUUGGUCUAUCCAUUUGAAGGAGAUAUUAAAAUUGUCAACAAAGAUCGUCGUGGAGAACUAUUCUACUACAUGCAUCAACAAAUCUUGGCCAGGUAUAAUUGUGAACGUUUGAGCAACCGGCUUGGGCGUGUAAAACGAUUUAUUAAUUGGCGUGAGCCAAUCCCCGAAGCUUAUUUCCCAAAGUUGGAUUCUAUUGUUGCUGGUCGUACAUGGCCCGCACGUCCUAGUGGCGCCGUUCUUCGGGAUAUCAACCGACCAGCGGAUCAAUUAAAUUUCGACAUACAAGAUUUAGAAAGAUGGCGCGAUCGUAUAUACGAAGCUAUUCAUACCGGCUCGGUGAUUAGUACAAAAGGUGAACGAAUACAAUUGACCGAAAAAAAUGGUAUUGACAUAUUAGGAAAUAUAAUGGAAGCUAGUAUCCUGUCCCCGAAUCAAAACAUCUAUGGAGAUCUUCACAAUUUUGGUCACAUUGCUUUCGCUUAUUGCCAUGAUCCGGACCAUCGUUAUUUGGAGAGAUUUGGUAUAAUGGGCGAUACUGCCACUGAUAUGAGGGAUCCAAUAUUCUAUCGAUGGCAUGCUUUUGUCGAUGAUGUUUUCCAAGAAUAUAAAAAUACUCUACCAGAGUAUACUGUACAGCAGUUGGAUUAUCCAGGCGUCGAAAUAUUAGAUCUUCGAUUGACAACUAAUCAGCGGCGCAACGUUUUAAAUACCUUCUGGACUCAAAGUGUCGUAGAUUUGUCUCGUGGAUUAGAUUUCACACCGCGGGGGCCAGUACUCGCUAGAUUUACUCAUUUGAAUCAUUCCGAUUUUAAAUAUACGAUUAUUGUUAAUAAUCGCAACAAUACGCCACGAAGAGGAACAGUACGGAUUUUCAUUGCUCCUAAGGAAGAUGAACGUGGGCUACCUUUUACUUUCCGACAGCAGAAGAAUUUAAUGAUUGAAAUGGACAAAUUUUCUAUAAUACUUCGGCCAGGACAAAAUACAAUUGAGCAUAACUCAACGGACUCAUCGAUAACAAUACCUUUUGAAAGAACUUUCCGGAAUUUGGACGAGAAUAGACCGAUUAGUGGAGAUAAUUUGGAGCUUUUCAAUUUUUGUGGAUGUGGAUGGCCACAACAUAUGUUGGUUCCUAAAGGAAACCGAGUAGGCUACCCGAUGGAUCUUUUUGUUAUGAUAUCAAAUUAUAGCGAUGAUGCUGUCGAACAGGAAGAAUCAUCAGGUUGUAAUGAUGCAGUGAGUUUCUGUGGGUUAAAAGAUAGGAAAUAUCCCGAUGCUCGUCAGAUGGGGUACCCCUUCGAUCGCCAGCCUCGACAAGGAGUUGAAACACUACCACAAUUUCUCACUGGAAACAUGGCAAUCACAGAAAUAAUUGUUAAGUUUACAGAUACCGUUGUGCCCAGAUCUAGAUCUGAAAGUACGGAAAAUACAUUGACCUUUGUCUAA
Messenger RNA from Dufourea novaeangliae, 2082 nucleotides. RefSeq names its product phenoloxidase 2-like (gene PPO). Bases 1 to 2082 code for a protein of 693 amino acids. Gene Ontology annotation, molecular function: oxidoreductase activity. The transcript has 9 exons. NCBI's taxonomy places the organism in Eukaryota, Metazoa, Arthropoda, Insecta, Hymenoptera, Halictidae. The record is from RefSeq and is a predicted model, not a curated record.